This is a messenger RNA of Mastomys coucha (southern multimammate mouse), 7022 nucleotides long. It is a transcript of the gene Slc9a8, whose product is annotated as solute carrier family 9 member A8. Gene Ontology annotation, molecular function: sodium:proton antiporter activity. The transcript is spliced from 16 exons. Bases 708 to 2450 code for a protein of 580 amino acids. The record is from RefSeq and is a predicted model, not a curated record. Lineage: Eukaryota; Metazoa; Chordata; Mammalia; Rodentia; Muridae. Gene Ontology annotation, cellular component: Golgi apparatus; membrane. Gene Ontology annotation, biological process: regulation of pH; sodium ion transport; proton transmembrane transport.
GGCGCGGGCCCACCUAGCCGGGGCUGGCGGGGGGCGGGAUGAGGACUCGGGCCCUGCGGCCUCCCGGAGGUCAGAUACGGAUCACCACGCGCAGGCCUGUAGCGUAGCCUGGCGGAAGCCGCGAACGUCAUCCCUUCUCGCAGUUUCCGGUUCUCUGCGGCUUCCCGGGCUCUCCUCUUUUCUCCAGGAAGUUCUCCUCCCAUUGCCGCAAGCAGCCACCGGCAUCCCCCGUAACCAUCAGCAGCCUUCAUCGUUCUUGUCUGUUCCUAGCGGGUUUCUUGCAUUCAUUAACUGCUAGUCGAGCGUUUCUCUCGGCCCUGGGCGUCAGGAGCCGCCCGCAGGGAGCCGCCAUGAUGUUUUAGUGGGAGACUUUGUGUACAUAGGGUUGUGGACACAGGGUGUUUCCGGACACAGGGUUGUGGACACAGGGUGUUUUCAGACCCUGCCAAAUGCUUGGAAGGAAAUUGAGUAGCAUGAGGGACGAGGAGCCCACCCUAGGGGGGAAAAAAAGACACCUUGUGGCCCCGCAACUUGAAAUCUUAAGAGAGAUGGGGAAGGUGACAUGGUUAAAAGGUCCGAACCAAGAAGGGGGCUGUAGCGCAGUGGGUCCUCGGUUCACUCCCUAGUACUGCCAGAAAAGAGAAGAGAGAGAGUAGUACUUCAGAGCGGCAAGUGGUUGGCAGUGCUCCGAGCAACCGACACAUAGGAUGAGGUCCACUCCAGCUCUUGUUGGGUUCUCCAACUCAACCCAUGAGAACUUCAACUUCACCCUUCACACUACCUUGGGUGUCACCACGAAGCUGGUGCUGCCAACACCUGCCAAGCCUAUCCUUCCAGUGCAGACGGGAGAGCAGGCCCAGCAGGAGGAACAGUCAAGUGGCAUGACCAUUUUCUUCAGCCUUCUCGUCCUAGCCAUCUGCAUCAUCCUGGUGCACCUGCUGAUUCGGUACCGACUGCACUUUCUGCCUGAGAGCGUGGCUGUUGUUUCUCUAGGUAUUCUCAUGGGAGCAGUUAUAAAAGUUAUAGAGUUUAAAAAGCUGGCAAAUUGGAAGGAGGAAGAAAUGUUUCGCCCCAACAUGUUUUUCCUUCUCUUGCUCCCACCUAUCAUCUUUGAGUCGGGAUACUCACUGCACAAGGGGAACUUCUUUCAGAACAUCGGUUCCAUCACUCUCUUCGCUGUCUUUGGAACGGCCAUCUCUGCUUUUGUAGUAGGUGGAGGAAUUUACUUUCUGGGUCAGGCUGAUGUAAUCUCUAAACUCAACAUGACAGACAGUUUUGCAUUUGGCUCCCUAAUAUCAGCGGUUGAUCCAGUCGCCACUAUUGCAAUUUUCAAUGCACUGCACGUGGACCCUGUGCUCAACAUGCUGGUGUUCGGAGAAAGUAUUCUCAACGAUGCAGUCUCCAUUGUCCUCACCAACACGGCUGAAGGUCUAACAAGAAAACAUAUGUCAGAUGUCAGUGGGUGGCAAACGUUCUCACAGGCCCUCGGCUACUUCCUCAAAAUGUUCUUUGGUUCCGCAGCGCUAGGCACGCUGACUGGCUUGAUUUCAGCAUUAGUGUUGAAGCACAUUGACCUGAGGAAAACACCCUCCCUGGAGUUUGGCAUGAUGAUCAUUUUUGCUUACCUGCCAUAUGGGCUGGCAGAGGGAAUCUCACUCUCAGGCAUCAUGGCGAUCCUGUUUUCUGGCAUCGUGAUGUCUCACUAUACACACCAUAACCUCUCCCCAGUCACUCAGAUCCUCAUGCAGCAGACCCUCCGGACCGUGGCCUUCCUGUGUGAAACAUGUGUGUUCGCAUUUCUUGGCCUCUCCAUUUUUAGUUUCCCUCAUAAGUUUGAAAUUUCCUUUGUCAUCUGGUGCAUAGUGCUGGUCCUGUUCGGCAGAGCUGUCAAUAUCUUCCCUCUUUCCUACCUGCUGAACUUCUUCCGAGAUCACAAAAUCACCCCCAAGAUGAUGUUCAUCAUGUGGUUCAGUGGUCUUCGAGGGGCCAUCCCCUACGCACUGAGCCUGCACCUGGGCCUGGAGCCCAUGGAGAAGCGCCAGCUCAUUGGCACAACCACCAUAGUCAUUGUGCUCUUCACCAUCCUGCUGCUGGGAGGCAGCACCAUGCCCCUCAUCCGCCUCGUGGAUAUCGAGGAUGCCCGGGCACGCCGAAGGAGCAAGAAAGACGUCAACCUCAGCAAGACUGAAAAGAUGGGUAAUGCCAUCGAGUCAGAACACCUGUCAGAGCUCACUGAGGAAGAGUACGAGGCUCACUACAUCAGACAGCAGGACCUCAAAGGCUUCAUGUGGCUGGAUGCCAAGUACCUGAACCCCUUCUUCACACGGCGGCUGACACAGGAGGACCUCCACCAUGGGCGCAUCCAGAUGAAGAGCCUCACCAACAAGUGGUACGAGGAGGUUCGUCAGGGACCGUCGGGCUCUGAGGAUGAUGAGCAGGAGUUGUUCUGAGCCCACAGUGCUCCACCCAGCCUCCUCAGAACACAAGAUGGUAGGUCAAGGGCUAGUCUUAGCUAGGAAGCUUCAGGCCUUUGGAGCAUGCUGGCUUCAGAAAUGUGAUAGGCCUCCAUGACUGACGGAACCAGAUGUACCGUGUUGUUUCCGGGCUUGCAGAGACGGCAGUCGCUAGCCUCCUCCCUGCUUCUCUGCCAGGCCACAGAGAAAGCUUUGGAAGGCUGCUUGUUCAUCUCACACCAGGCCGCACCAUGCCUUCCUCACCUCUGGAGCAGCUGCUGGUGGGCACAUCUGCCAUUUGUCUCAGAACUGUCAAGGUGCCUUGGUGUCAGCAGCAGUAACCUCGACCUGGUACCACAGCCAAGAGACUCUGAGGCCUCCCAGUCCUGCUCUGUGUCUUUCGCUCCCUAAGAGAAAGACUGACAUAGGACUGGCACUUCCCAGCCUGCGUUUGGGAAGGCACCUACGCCCUCCUGUGGCACAAUGAAAAUGUUUACACUGGUACCUGGCAGGGGUCAGCCUGCAGGCUUCCAGGAAAGGUGAUCACCCAUCCGCUGGGUUUGGAGUGUUCUCUGAAGAGACAAAAUGGAAGCACAGGGGCCUUGGGGGCACCUUGUGAGUCACCUCCAUGUCCCACUGCCUCGCCUCUCAUUCCUGCCUUCUGUCUCUCCAGUGGCCUCUCUGGACCCUGUAAUGUGAAGCUCCUUCCACCCCACUGCUGUUUAGAGCCCAGCUUUGUCUUUACCAGUUUCUGGACCCUGGGUCCUCUGCCCUCCAUGCCAAGGCCCCACUCUAGCUCCCCAAGACACUGGGGCAGUGCUCCCCACUUUGGCUACUUGUAUUCUGGUGGCUUUGGGUCACAGAAACACACACUCGUGCACGUCGCAGAUAAGGUGCUGGAUCAUACCAUAGGCAAUGGUUGUUGCUUGAUGUCCUCACCUGCCAUUUUAUGAGUGCUGUCCUCUGCCCAUCUGUGGCACUUUAGCAACUACUCAUGGCCCUGACUCACAAUGGGGACACGGUGGGCCUUGUGGCAGGUGUUUCUGACCUUAGGUACUGUGGUUCUGAUGUUGGGAAGGACAGCCAGGCCUCUAAGGCCCUGACACCUCACUGUGCUGCAGAAGUUGGUCAAGUUGGAGGCAUAUAGUUUGCUUCUGUGCAUAAGGACACUUGUCCUUGGCAAAGCCAAGAUAUGGCCCUCUUCCUUGUCUCUUAGCUCUGGAACGGGAGCCGUUCUGUGGCCUUGUGUAAUUUUGGGGUUAAGGCUGGGUUGUUCUCUUUCUCAGAACUCAGGUUCCAUCUUUGAAAUGAAGAAUUAGGGUACCAUUCAGUUGGCCCCGUCUCCAGGGCUCCUGUCCCUGGUCCAUCAUUCUUGGCCUCCUACUUGUAGCUGAGACCUGAAGCAAGCUUCCCAGAGCUUGGUGAGAAUGUUGUGUGUCAGCUCUGAGCAUCAGUAGGUACCUUUGCCUCUUGCUGGAGGAUGUAGGCUUAGCACCCUGGGAGACCGCCCAGCCCUUCAGAGCCACUGGCCAGGGAGCAAAGUGCUGGAUGCCUUUCCUUCUUCUGAUGUUUUACCUGAGGUACAAGCUGCUGCUACCACCUGCUCAGAUCUCGCUAGUCCUGUUGUGUGCAGUGGCAAAGGCGCAAAUGGUACAAGAUGCUGCCUCAGGUGCGCUGUGAGUUUCAGGUCUAGGCAAGGGACAGGCCAGCUGGGCACACAGAAGUUAAUACUUCAGAGUACGGAGGGACAUGGAUGCCCCUGGGUAUCUGGCAGUACCCUGUACUUCCGCAGUGUAAAAGAAAGGUCUUGGAAGCGGUGACCUGCUUCCUGCAGUGCUGUGAUCACAGGGUCCCUCCAAAAAGCCUCGCCUAGCAGCGUGGCAGGCUGAGGGGCUGGGUUUGCAGAUUUCUUUUUGUGCAGUAGAAUGCCGAGAGACUGAGCAGAAAGCCUUCUUAACACCUACCCUAAGGGUCACCGGGUCAGUGUGCCCAUGGUAGGUUCGGGGCCAGGCAGCUGCUGCUCUCCUGGCUCCUCUUCCCUUAGCUGCGGAGGUACCUGUGGUAGAGGGCAGCUGCUCCUGGCUCAAACAGGAGGAUCUAGUAGCUGUCUACCACCCACCAGGUUUCUAAGAUACCUUGUGGAGACAGGGUCCUCCCCAUUCUCUUCAGAAAUAGCAUCUCAUUUUCUCUGCUGGCGUGUGUCUAGGGCACCAGGUCCAAGCAGCGAGAGGCAGACUGUUAAUGGAACUCACAUAGGAACAUGAGGCAGUAAGAGCCUGUGCGAGGAAGGCCUUCUGGUGACCCUGCUUCUCCAUCCUGCCUUCCCACCUGUCCACCCAGUUUCAGAGUUGGGAGGUGCUGUGGCUCCCUCACCCAGGCACCAUCCUGUGCAGUGGUGGUGGGACAAGCCACGCUUUAGAGCCAUGGUAGCGCAGGCUGGUGAGUGGUGGAGUUGCCCUGCUUCCACCAAGGCGAAGCUGAAGGCUCUCCUCACAAGCCUGGGUUUCUUUCUUCUCUGACAGUGGAGGGUUUUGGAAGCCCUAGUUUUCUGUUGUGAUUUAGGGAGACUGGUCAGCAGCCAAGGUCCCUGGGGUCUGAGCUGGAGGGAAGCUGUCGCUCUCCUGGAGCUUCCCUCCCUCUUGCCUGCCUGCUCCCCUCAGCCUCACUGAUGAGCUGGGGGAGGGGUGUCCCAGGUCACAUCACUGGAUAGUUAGAAAUAAAGUGCUGUGCAAUCAGAGCUGACCUCUGUUGUGUCACGUGUUUGCAUACUCCUAAGUGUGGCCCUGGGCCCCAUAGCUCUGCAGGACAGCAGCAGGCAUAUUCCAAGAAGUGCAGUGUUCAAGAGUCCAGAUCUGGCCUUCAGUGACCAACACUUGAAGCAGAAUGCUCAUGCCAACCAUGACUUCCUCCCAGGUGCCAGGAAGCCAUUGCUCCAGGGGCUGCUGCUUGACGUGGUGUUGGUUUCUGACAGCAGAAAAUGGAGAACUACUCCAUGCAAUCUGAAAUGAUGAGGAUCCAGAGCAGAGCCUACCAGCAAAGCCCAGUGGGCAAAAGCCAGGUUUUGUGGUUCUUUGCAGCCCUGAGACUCCCUACCCCCACCAGCUACCAAGAGAGUAAAACAGCCCCUGUACCUACCUAGCACCAGCCACAGGAAGCAGGUAUGAGGCCCCUCUGCUGACAUCAUGUGGCCUUGGCCAUGUCAGGGAAGGGGCCUGAGUGUGACAUCUCAUGGGAACUCAAGCAGCCUUGAAACCACUGGUGAAGAGCCGAUCAGAUCCUCAGGUUGCCUGUUCCUGAGAAUGGCUAGGAGUUUGCUGAGUCGUGUCAGCCUGGAAGAAGGGCUCAGUCCCACUGAAGGAUACAACCUGAUCAACUUCAGAGAAAGCCCAGAGUAGAGAGGAGAACUGGAAGAAUCAGCUCCCUUCCAGGCCAGAAAGCUGUAGAGAAAGGGUCCCAGAGCCCCCAACCCACCCCAUGGCAGAACUGAUCUGAGGAGACAUACUAAAAACAUAUGCUAUUAUGGGAGGCAGAGGCAGGGUAUCUCUUGAGUUGGACGCCAACUUGGCCUACAUUGCAAGUUUCAGGCCAACUAGAGCUAUACAGUCAAACCCUGUCUUUAAAAGUCAAACAUGCUGUUAGACAUAGUGGUGCAAACUCAUAAUCCCAUCACUAGAGGCUGAGACAGGAAGAUGGCCACAAUUCUGAACUAUAAAAUAUAAUCUAAAAAAGAAGGGAAAAACCAUACGCUACCAACACACUUCGUUCUCUGUGGUGUGCUGCUGUGCUCACAAGAACUGGGCUCAUUCCAGCCCCACACUCAUGUCAGCCCCUGUACUUGUUGAGGAGAGGCCUCAGUUCCUUUCCCAGGUAUAAAGCCUGGGCCUGCUGGGAUGGACUGAGGGAUGACAGCAGAAAGCAUUUUUCUGGUUUCUUUUUGGAGACGGGGUGUCUGUGUAGCUCUGGCUAUCGUAGAAUGUGCUGGGUAGACGAGGCUGCCUUCAGGCCCAGUGGUCUGCCUGCCCUGCCUCUGCUUGCUUUCUUUUUUUUUUCCCUUGGUUUUUCGAGAUAGGGUUUCUCUGUGUAGCCCCCUGCCUAUCCUGGAACUCACUCUGUAGACCAGGCUAGCCUGGAACUCAGAAAUCCACCUCCCAAGUAUUGGGACUAAAGGUGUGCGCCACCACCGCCCAGUUCCUGCCUCUGCUUUCUGAGUACUGGGAAGCCAGAAGCCAUCUAUCUAAAGUGGGUGCUAGGAACCAAAUUCCUGUGUUCUGAGAGCAGCAAGCCCUUUGUACCACUAAGCCAUCUCUCAAGUCCUACAUCUGGCAUUUUAACUUGAGUUCUGGGGAACAAAUCAGGUUCUCAUACCUAUGAGGGAAACAUUUAACCAAAUGAGCCAUCUCCGUAGACCAAUUUUCAUUUCCUAUGAAGCUAAGGCAUUGUGGGAUAUACUUAGAAUCCAAACAUUUGGGAGACUUGGGCAAAUGAAUUGCUUCAAGUCUGAGACCAACAUGGUGUCCACGGUGGACAGCCAACAAUGACUAGAAAUUCUCAUAAAAACCAAAGAAAACA